Rhopalosiphum maidis (corn leaf aphid) is the source of this 417-nucleotide messenger RNA. RefSeq lists its product as uncharacterized. The transcript has 5 exons. The record is from RefSeq and is a predicted model, not a curated record. Lineage: Eukaryota; Metazoa; Arthropoda; Insecta; Hemiptera; Aphididae. The coding region runs from base 1 to 417 and encodes 138 amino acids.
AUGCUACGGAUUCAAUUCGAAAUCUUGAACUCAAACAUAAAAAAAUAUAUGUUCAUAAAUUUAGCCAUAUGUUUAGUAUUGACGUAUUUCGAGUUAAUAAAUUCAAUUAACUACAUUACAACCUUCAUUGUUGUCGGAGCUUUACUCAAGGGAAACACCAUUCGUGCUAUGCCUUAUGCACUGAUUUUAACGGCAAUUGGAUAUAUGUUUGAUAGUUUUUAUAUUUUUUUCGGCACUACUAAUUAUGUUAGUUCGAGUUGUGUCAAAUUCUUCCAUUGUAUAAUGCAUAUUUUCUCUAUCCUGUACAUGCUUCUCUACAUACUGAUGUUAUAUUGUUAUUGGCUGCAUUGUAUGACUGUGGCGCAGAAAAAACAAAUAAGACUACAAUUGGGCUUAUAUGACGUGGAUACGAGAUAG